Yamadazyma tenuis ATCC 10573 is the source of this 1710-nucleotide messenger RNA. RefSeq names its product myosin 5 (gene MYO5). The record is from RefSeq and is a predicted model, not a curated record. NCBI's taxonomy places the organism in Eukaryota, Fungi, Ascomycota, Pichiomycetes, Serinales, Debaryomycetaceae. Gene Ontology annotation, cellular component: cytoplasm; vesicle; cell tip. Gene Ontology annotation, molecular function: actin filament binding; microfilament motor activity; ATP binding. Gene Ontology annotation, biological process: endocytosis; vesicle transport along actin filament; actin filament organization.
CACAAAUCACAAAAUAUAUUUCUCACUAUUCUCACUUUUGCAUCAAUCUCAUCUCAUCGCACAAACGAAAAUAAAUAAUCCAACCUAAUGGCUACUUUACUUCCACCACCAUCUAAAAGACAAAGGCGUGAGGCCCAAGAGACCCAAGAGGUCGACCUCAUACCUCUUGAUCUCCCUAAUAUUCUCAUCAAAUUUGAAGCUGCAGAUACUGGAGACUCCAUUGGUGGAUCCAUAAGAGUUCCUGGAGGCAUCACCGAAAAACAGUUGGAACAACUUUUGAACCAGCUUCACAAUUCCUCAGAAGACCCCGUGCCAUACACGUUCGCAUUGGCCAACAAGAAGGCGGAUGACUCCGUUGAAAUGGUGGAUAUCAAAGAUAACGUGUAUUCGUCUAUUUUGAAGCCCAAAAUCAAGACUACCGAAGACUUCAUGACAUUAGUGUAUACGCCACGAGCCGUAUUCAAAGUGCGUCCAGUGACUCGUUCAAGUAAUGCCAUUGCUGGCCACGGAUCCACCAUUCUUUGUUGCCAGUUUUCACCCAACGACUCGGGAAGAAUGUGUAGUGGAGCUGGUGAUCUGACGGCACGAAUCUGGGACUGCAAAACCCAUACGCCAGUAGCCACAUUAGCAGGCCACACAAACUGGGUGCUAUGUGUAUCGUACUCUCCUUGUGGUACCAUGAUAGCCACCGGAUCCAUGGAUAACACAGUACGGUUGUGGGAAGCAGACAGUGGAAAGCCACUAGGAAAGCCACUUGUGGGCCACGGAAAGUGGAUCACUAGUCUUACGUGGGAACCGUUACAUCUUGUAGCAGCCAAUGCGGUGCCUCGGGUGGCAUCCGGGUCCAAAGAUGGUACUGUGAGAGUGUGGGACACCAGUGCCAGAGUGUGUGAAAUGACUAUGAGCGGACACACCAAUUCGGUGCUGUGUGUGCGGUGGAGUGGUUCCAAUAUUAUCUACAGUGGAUCACACGACAAGACAAUUCGGGCGUGGGAUGUCACGGCUGGUGGCCGGUGUAUUCAGACGUUACGAAGUCAUGCUCAUUGGGUUAACCAUUUAUCGCUUCUGACCGAUUAUGUGCUCCGUCAAGGAGGAUUCGACCACACUUCUUCUCGCAGCAGCAUUAAGAAUACCACCCCUGCCGAAUUGCGAGCCAAGGCUUUACAGGCGUAUGAGAAGGCUGCAAAGCUUGGUGGUGGUGUUAGCGAGAGAAUCGUCACUGCUAGCGAUGAUUUCACCAUGUAUUUAUGGGAGCCUUUGAAACAAUCAAAGCCCAUCUGCAGAAUGACCGGUCACCAAAAGUUGGUCAACCAUGUGUCAUUUUCGCCCGACGGCCGCUACAUCGUUUCCUCUUCCUUUGAUAAUUCCAUCAAGAUUUGGGACGGGCUUAAGGGAACGUUUAUUGGCACGCUUCGUGGGCAUGUUGCACCUGUUUACCAAACAGCUUGGUCUUCCGAUAGUCGACUUUUAGUGAGUUGUUCUAAGGAUACUACGUUGAAGGUUUGGGACGUGAGAACCAGAAAGCUCAGUGUAGACUUACCGGGUCACGCGGAUGAGGUGUUUGCGGUAGACUGGAGUAUCGACGGACAUCGUGUUGCUAGUGGUGGGAAAGAUAAGCUGGUGAGAAUAUGGUCUCAUUAAAGCCAAGAUGUCCAGGAGGACAGUUUUCGAUAUAUGUACCGUGCACUCAUGAAUAUACAUUUACCUUUA